This is a messenger RNA of Capsella rubella, 691 nucleotides long. RefSeq names its product upstream activation factor subunit UAF30. The transcript has 2 exons. The coding region runs from base 142 to 483 and encodes 113 amino acids. The record is from RefSeq and is a predicted model, not a curated record. Lineage: Eukaryota; Viridiplantae; Streptophyta; Magnoliopsida; Brassicales; Brassicaceae. Gene Ontology annotation, cellular component: nucleus.
GAGAGAGAGAGAGAGAGAGAGAGAGAGAGAGAGAGACUGAAGCGUUUCAAGUUUCAAAGUCUGGGUUUGAUCUAGGGUUUUAGACACAGAGAAAGAGAGAGCUCUCCCUUCUCGAAUUCAAAAAAUCAGUGUGAAGUAGAAAUGGCGACAGUUUCAAGGGUUUUUGGAGCUUGCAGGGUACUGAUGGCGAAGGCCGCUUCUUCCUCCGGCGUUGUUAGCAGUCGCAGACAAGGUACUGGCAUUCUCAAGGUAGUUCCCGUUUCCCAGCCGCUCGCUCAGUUUAUCGGAGAAAACGAAGUCUCCCGUACUACCGCCGUCAAGAAAAUCUGGGAGUACAUCAAGCUUAACAACCUUCAGAAUCCUGCAAACAAGAGGGAGAUUCUAUGUGAUGAGAAACUCAAGACCAUCUUCAGUGGGAAAGACUCUGUCAUGUUCCUCGAGAUUUCGAAGCAUUUGUCUCAACAUUUUCCCAAGUCUCGUUGAUUUCUCACAUUUGCGUUGUCCUUAAGACUGUUUAGUUUCUGUUACUAUAUCAUCCAAGAAACGGUUCUCUUUUUUUUUUUUGGUAUCUUCUUAUGGGUGAUCUUUAUUGGUUAUAUAAUAGACUACCGACCAGUUCCCAUCUGUCUGAGACAUUUAUGUAUCGAUGAUGAUCCAAGGUCAAUUUAGUUAAUGGUUUGCGUCUUAAAAA